UGCAACAGAAGAGGCGUUGGAGAAAUUAUCUAAGAGGAUAUAUCGCACCUCAGUAUACCAAGAAAACAUGAAGGAAUUGCCUAAACCCAGCCCCACAGUGCUCACAGAUCUUACAAUGAUAAAAAACAAGAACAAAAUAACGCCUGGAUUAGAAACCUGGGAAAUAAAUGACCAGGAAGAGUUGAAUAGAAACGAAUCAAGAGAGGAGGACGAAGAGGACAACGAGACAGAGGAGAGCAAAGAAUACUGGGAGCGUAACAAUGAGGAAGAACUCGACGGCAAAAAGGUGGCAAAUGAGUCUGUAUCAUCGGCUGUGUGGCCCAUUUGCCCAGUUGGACUUAACAAUAUGAGAAAAACGCCGCUUAACUACCCUAAGAUUCCACUCCCUCUAUAUAGCCCGCUGGAUUUCUCAAAACGAGAUCAGUCACAGAACACUUACAACUGUAACCGUGUCUUAGGAGAGCAAACUACGCAAUGUUUGCAAUUGGACGCUAUGUUCACAAAACGCCACACCAAGAAACAUGUCACAUUUACAAAUCAGUACGUCCCUGCAUUCACUGCUUAUAGAUACGGCUCUCUGGGUCUGGAAGAUCCAAAGCACCUUAAGUUUUCAAGUCCGGAGACUAAGAACUUGAAGGAAAUGCGAUCCGUUCGUGUUGGUCUUGUCCCGGUCAAACAUUCGGCUGGCGUUGAUUACGUAACACUUCCCCUGAUUGGACGAGAGAAGGUGAUUGAGCAAUCUCAUAAGCCUCAGUCGAAGAAACAUUGCGCCACUAGGAUGUUGGGAGUACGUUUUAAAACAGAUGCACAUAGAAGGUAUCAUGACACAUAUACUAACGUUGUUCCUGAUCUCAGAGAUUCUGUGAUCACUGGAAGACAGCAUUCCUUUGGGGGAGUCCACGCAUGCGCUUUGAGAUAAGGACUCUCGCUGGGUGGUAUUUCAAACCGAAAGGACAAAUUUCUUUUUGCAAGGUCAAAGUAUGAGUUUUUAUGUAAUGAAAACAUGACUGAGUGUUAAAAGGUUUCUCGAGACUUUCUCAUGGGCCGUGGCUGUUGAUAUUGAACUAAUUUGAGUCCGCCGGGCUCAACGACUCAAACUGAAUUAAAAUGUACUAUGGAAAGGUGGUCUAGAAAAUAAACGGGACUUUGUUCUCCUAGCCUGCGUCGCAGGCAGUCUAAACCGCCGGUAUAGACACGGACUAUACCGGGGAUUGUGUGACAUGUCCGGCUGCAACGCAGGUUAUGUUCUCCCGGUUAAUUUUAAAAUUGUAGAUUCAUUUAAAUCAUCUAAGCUUGCGACAGUUUUACCACUUCUGUGCGUCAUUCUAUGUAAACAAAGGAAUUAAAGCCAUUAGCUAAUCUUAAGUGACGUUCGCAUUGGACUUUGACGUCUGUUCCUAUUUUUCGAACUCCUUCAAGUCAAUCUAAAUAUUAUUAUCCGUAAAGGAUUACAGUUUUGU
Messenger RNA from Stylophora pistillata, 1460 nucleotides. RefSeq lists its product as uncharacterized. The record is from RefSeq and is a predicted model, not a curated record. Gene Ontology annotation, cellular component: centrosome. NCBI's taxonomy places the organism in Eukaryota, Metazoa, Cnidaria, Anthozoa, Scleractinia, Pocilloporidae.